Molecule: messenger RNA, 1032 nt
Organism: Rosa chinensis
Lineage: Eukaryota; Viridiplantae; Streptophyta; Magnoliopsida; Rosales; Rosaceae
Exons: 2
Coding region: 154-600 (148 amino acids)
Source: RefSeq, a predicted model, not a curated record
ACCAAACAAAUAGUUCCAAACGCUCUCAACCUCCAGCGCGCGCGCGAGGUCCUCCGACCUCCGCAAACCCCCACGCGCGGGGCGGCGGCCGAUCCCGAUGUCUGAACCUCACGCACUGCCACCUCCACCCCUCCCCCAUCUUCCUCCACCGCCAUGCUCAUGCCUCCUAAUCCUCUCUACAAGCAGAAGUCGUGGUCCCCGGACGCCUACCGCGACGAGGCGUGGCACCGCCGCAAAAGCAACAGCAGGAAGCAAAAGCAGCGGAGCAAGAGCGUCACCGACGAAGACCUUGACGAGUUGAAAGCAUGUAUUGAGUUGGGGUUCGGGUUUGAGCCGCCGCCGGAGGAGGAGGAUGCUGACCAACGACUCUCCGAUACUCUUCCCGCUUUGGGACUCUACUACGCCGUCAACAGAAGCUACAAGUCUUCCACCACUCCGACGUCGUCGUUCUCGCCGACACCGUCGGAGUGCGACUCCCACUCCCCCAUCGGCAGCCCCCACACCAUAUUCGGUCCCGGGGAUAAUCCACAGACGGUGAAGGCAAGGUUGAAGCAGUGGGCACAGGUGGUUGCUUGCACGGUGAGGCAGGGUUCGAGCUGAAAUUAUCAGGGGUCAAAUCGUCCACGGUUACUUCUGAACCAAACCAGAGUUAUCAAUGUGACCAAGCAUCACCGUCAAAGCUCAAUGAUAUGAUUCUAAUUUCCUACCCCCACCGACUGCGGUCGAUUAAAAAUAGCUGGGGGAACUUAAAGAAUGUGGUAGUAGCAGUAAUGGUGACCAACUUGUACUACUGGGAUUGACUUUGUGCUUUUGUGUUUCUUUAAUUGGUAACUGGCACAUGUUCUAUUUGUCUGCUCUCUUUUUUUACCCGUUUAGUAGUUAGUACUAGGCUUGUGUCUGAACCCAGAAUGUAAAAAAGGCCAAAUUGGUGUUGGUUUCAAUGAUUGUGUCUGAUACUCUCUGAUUGAUUCAGGUUUUGUAACUUCCUUUUGUGUUUCACUGUUUAGAAAUACACAUGCAGUAGCUCUCAAA